Messenger RNA from Symbiodinium sp. CCMP2456, 363 nucleotides. The record is from the annotation of a GenBank genome assembly. NCBI's taxonomy places the organism in Eukaryota, Dinophyceae, Suessiales, Symbiodiniaceae.
AUGGGCUCCGGAGCCUCGAAAAGCUCGGAGGAGCGGGCCGAGGAACGCCGUGUAGUCAUCAAGUACUUCCAGCAUGUGGCGCGUGAGCCGAUCAAGGAUGGCUCGCAAGCGGACAUCUUCAACUUGGGGUCAGGCCUCCGCUGGGCGUCCAAGGCUCUGGAUCAAGCCAGGCUUCAGUUGGACAAGUUGAAGGAGGACGACGCGGGGCUCAGUGAGUGGCUGGAGGCCGCGCUGGAUGCAGGUGGGCUUGGCUGCAGCGUACUCAUGGGAGAUCCUUUGACUUUGGUUGUUCAACUGGUCAAGAUUGCUGCCAAGUACUGCAAUCCCAACAGCUUGACAGAUGCCAUGAAGAAGUGCAUGUAA